CCUUUAUUUGCAGGUAUUAUUUUUGCUGCUCUGUUUUCUUGCUUUUAAUUUGGAAACUCUCCCAAACUUUUCUAUUCCACUGCUGCUGGAUUUCCUUUCCCUGCUCUUUAAUUUGACACUUACGACUCUAUUCUUGGUUAUAAACAAGAUCCCCUCCGCGAGACAAAAGCUCUAGAUUCCCAGUCCCCACCUCUCCUCUCCGUUUCUCCCCACCCCUAUGAGAAGUCUGGGAUGAGUUUACCUAUCACUCAGCACCUGGGUUUUGCUGAAAUAGUUUAAUCUUCACUGGAAUCUGGGGGCGGGGAGAGAGAAAGAGAGAGAGCAGAUUCCUUAAAGCGAUUCUUUCCCCCAUCUUGGGGUCUGGUUCUGUUUGCUGUUUGUUUUCAUCUUUUCUUAGUAUCUUCCUCACAGCGGGACCUGCGUGAUCUGCUCUCUGACCCCUUGCACAUCCCAACACCAUUCUUUGCUCAGACAGGUGGAGGCUGCUUUGACUGAGGAAAUGACUUUAAAAUAUUCAAAUUCUGUAAAAUAUUUCACACACGCAAUAAAGUUCGCACCAGCCAAACAAAAAUAUUAUGCCUUACAGUUUGCCCUAUUUCAAUAUUUUUAAUUUUAAACACAAAUAAAAACUGAGGUGGUCAUUACAGAAUUGCAAUAACUCAGGUUGUUUCUUCCUUGUCAUAGUCACUCUGGUGUCAUGGCUCAUCAGACCUGCUGCUUGAAGGGAGAAACUUGUGUUGUCACAGGGAGUGGAGAUGGGCAGCCUAGCCUGGAGCUCCACAAACAUUUACAAGUCUGAACCUGCCAACCAAAACUGAAGUCCUCAGAAUUAACUUCCACACAGAAUACACUGCUUACUAGAGGGUAAGUAAUAUACAUUGCUCAUGGAAACUUACACAUAUGCUACUAAGACCGAGCAGUAAUCACAGUAUUGUUUAAAACUUGAUCAAGAAAAACUUUGGGUGGAGUUUUUUACCUCUGACCUUUAGAAUCGCUGGGCUCAUGAGGAUAAUAGAAAGCAGAUCAACUUCAGCACACUGAGUAUUGUUUGAAAAUUCUCUACAGAAGAUGCCCCUGCUUCGGGCCGCCCCGUUUCAGCCCUUGGAGGCCCCAGACAAGUGGCUUCCAGCAGUCCGCCUUGGUCUUCACGGCACAGCUGGCACACUGGGCUGAGCUCACUUGGCAAAGGCCAGGAAUUCCUACCAGACCACUGGACACUCCCCAUGGCCCCCUUACUCUUCUCCGAGUAGGCAGGUGAGUGGCAGAGCUGGGCAGAGCGGACCCAUUCUUUUAGUUUACUCGACUAUUCUUUUUUCUGACGUUUGUAAGAGAAAUAUCGUUUAAAAUGUUUCUUUAUUGAUAACAGUCAUUUUAAGGCUGUUUCCCUCUGCACACAGCUUUAGCUAUGUCCUAGUGGUCCCCAAACUUUUUGACACCAGGGACCGGUGCUCCUAUGAAAAUCUGAUGCCUGAUGAUCUGAGGUAGAGCCAAGGUGGUGAUGCCAGCGCUGGGAAGCGGCUGCGAAUACAGAUGGAACUUCGCUCACCCGCCUGCCACUCGCCUCCUAAAGGGCCAGGACCAGUUCCAGACUGUGGCCCCGGGUUUGAGAACCCCUGUAUAGAACUGGGUAUGAAGGCAUCUACCUCUGCAGUGUUGUAUAUGUUUUGAAACUUCGCACUUGAGUUUCUUUGACCCAGGAGUUUUUAAAAGAGAUUUCGUUAAUUUUUAGGUAUUUACAUUAGUUUCGUUUUUUAACAUUAUUUCGUUUGCUUAGAAUUGUUUCGAAUUAUGAUCCAAUUAUGUGUCGCAUUACACCUCUUUAUUCAACUUGUGUGAGCUGUGUGUGUGUGUGUGUGUGUGUGUGUCCCAGUACAUGAUUAUUUUUUGCAAAUAUUCCAUGAGCUUAAAUAGAUGCAAAGUUCUCUCUACAUAUAAUAAUUAAAUUGAACUUGCUGUUUGUAUUAUGCGAACAGCAGUGUAUUCGAAUAAGUGUCUUCAUUCUCACAAUUGUUUUUUGUCUACAAAUUUGUCCAUUUCUGGAAUGGGCGUAUUGAAGCCUGGAGAAAAGUGAGGCCAGCGUUCCGCGUUCCGGUCCGGUCCGCGGCCCAGUCCGGUCCGCGGCCCAGUCAGCGGGACGCCUGCCAAAACCCGGCUCCACCCAGGACAGCAGGGCGGGGGCGGAGCCAGGGGGCGGCAGGUCCGGUUGCCAGGAGGCGGGAACCGGACACAAUGGGGUCCGGGAGUUGGGACGGGCGGGGCGAAAAUCCAGGCACCCCACCUUGCCCUCUCGUCCGGGAGCCACAGGAGCAGGUUAGUGCUUCAACUUUGGGCCCCCCAUGAGACUUCCUCUCCGUGGUGUCCUCGCCUGAUGCCCCUAAAAUAUCCUGGACCCCUAGAACCUCGGGGAAUUCUCUUCCCGCAGGAUUGAGUCCAAACUUGGCGCGCGCGCACACUCCCUUACCGAACUCACUUUGGGGAUGCGGGAUGGUAGCUGACCUCCCAGCUGGGUGCCGGGUCCCUGCCCCAUGCCCCUCACAGAGCGGAAAAAGCUGCCGUUUGUUGUCCUGGCUCCUGGGAAACCGGCUGGGCCCCGCCCCCGCGCUCGGGCUGAGCUGGAAGGGGCCGGGAUGUGUGUCCCCCGCCAGUCCGGGGUGGAGGGGCCGGGGUCGCCACCUUCUGUCCACAGGUGCUGCAGACCGUAGCGCACCCACAGCGCCAUGGGCUUGGACGUCUGGGUCGGCCCUUGGCGGCCGCACCGGCCCCGUGGGCCUAUCGCGGCGCUCUACAGAGGCCCAGGCCCCAAAUACAAGCUGCCCCCCAACACGGGCUACAUCCUGCACGACCCGUCGCGGCCCCGCGCCCCUGCCUACACCUUCGGCUUGCGCCUCCCCACGCAGCAGACGUCGUGCGGCCCGGGGCCCGGCCACCUGGUGCCGGCUCGCAUGACGGUGCGCGGCCCCGACGGCACCCCAGCCUACUCCAUCUACGGCCGCCCGCGCCAGGCAGCGCCCUGCCUCACUCCCGGACCGGGCAGGUACUUCCCGGAGCGGGCGGGGAACGCGACGUACCCCAGCGCACCUCGGCACACCAUCGCCCCCCGAAACUGGGGCAUCCACACGGUGCAGCAGACCCCAGGCCCCGGUACCUACUCAGUGCCCUCGCUCCUGGGCCCCCGGGUCAUCGGUAAAGUCUCGGCCCCAACUUACUCCAUCUACGGCCGCCACGCGGCGGGCAGCUUCUUCGAGGACCUCAGCAAGACCCCGGGUCCCUGCGCCUACCACGUGGUGAACCCUGGGAUCUACAAGUCUCGAGCCCCCCAAUUCACGAUGCUGGCGCGGACUUCACUCCCCCAAGACAACACCCUGAAUCCCGGGCCCGCAGCCUACAACGUGGACCAGCACCGGAAGCCUCGCGGCUGGAGCUUCGGGAUCCGGCACUCGGACUAUCUGGCCCUGAACAUGACAGAUGCUGUUGACUAAUCGGCCGGCGGGCGCGGCCCUAAAAAUGUUUGCUUAAAGAUCCCAGAGCCAGUCACGAGUCUGCCUCUCUGUGCGCGCGGCAGGGUGGGGCGCCGGGCGCGCGCAGCGGGAUGGUUGCCUGGAAGGACGCGCCUGUCGAGUCCCGGAAAUUUCGCGUUCCCGCGAGCCUUUGUGAUUGGCCGGGACAAAAGCGCGCGCGGGCAGCCCCGCCUCCCCGAGGCGGCGAUUGGUUCAGAGUUCCGCUUGCCUGAACCCCGCCCACCUGCCGUCGUGGGUCCGCCCUUGACAGUCGCGGGACUGUCCCUUCCCUUCCUUGCGGUCCCUACCCUGUGGCCACGAACACAACAGGGCAGAAGCAGGUUGGGAUCCGUAGCAGGUCGAGCGAGGCCGCUGUGCGCGACAG
Pteropus alecto (black flying fox) is the source of this 3882-nucleotide messenger RNA. RefSeq names its product outer dense fiber of sperm tails 3B (gene CIMAP1B). Gene Ontology annotation, cellular component: cytoskeleton. The record is from RefSeq and is a predicted model, not a curated record. The coding region runs from base 2718 to 3479 and encodes 253 amino acids. The transcript is spliced from 6 exons. Lineage: Eukaryota; Metazoa; Chordata; Mammalia; Chiroptera; Pteropodidae.